AGAAAAAAAAAAUACUCAAAAACCCAAAUCCCAAAACCCCUCUCCUCAUCCAGUUUCUCUUUACUACUUUUCACAGUGACCUUGAAGGUGUAAAACCCCAGUACCCAUUAUUGGGUCUUCAGGGUUGUAAAGAUUGAAUCUUUAAGUUCUUUUUACGAUGGCUGCUUUGUCUUUCAGCUUUUUUUCUACACUCUCCAGGCAGCAUCUGCAUUGGAACUUUUACCCAAAUUUGAAAGUAAUGCAACUUCAAGAUCUAAAACUUAAAAAUAGAUGGGUUCUAAUGGCAGUUUCAAAAGGAGGAACUACAGAGGGUAUACCUGAUGAAUUAUCGGAGACAGAGAUGGUUGGUGCUGGGAAAAAGACCGGCAGGACAUCAAAACAAGCUCCCGUUUUAUCUAGGCGAAAGAAAGUAGUUGAGUCUUCAAAUGAUGAGGAAGCGGAAAAUACUUCAGGGUCAAUUGAAGAACCCAAAAAAACCCAGAGACGAACCCGAAAGAAAAAAGACACAGUGGAGAGUUCGAUUGGUGAUUCCAUAUCCGAUGUGGAGGGUAAUGUCACUGAUGAAGACGCUGUAACGGAGCCAGAAUCAAGUGGGAAGCCCAAGAAAACCCGAAGAACCCGGAAGAAAAAAGAGAUAAAGGAGAGCUUAUUUGAGGAUUCCAUGUUAGGUGUGGAGGGCAAUGUGACAGAUGAGGAAGGCUCAACAACUUCAAGGUCAAGUGAAGAGCCUGUAGAAAAAAGAAAACGAACUGCAAAGAAAGCUGCUUCUAGCUCUAGUAGCCUGGAGAAAGAACCAACACAAAAGGCCACAAGGGGGAGGAGGAAGAAGGUUAGUAAUUUAGCAGAUGAAGGUAGCCAGUCAGAACUUAGUGAUAUUGAAGAAGAGCUACAUGUUGCAAAUGUUGAUGCCGAUAAUGAGGAAGAACUGGACUUUGAUAUAGAUGUUGGAGAGGAUAUUAGCUUCACGUAUGGAUGGCCACCCCUUGUAUGUUGCUUUGGUGCAGCACAGCAUGCAUUCGUUCCUUCAGGGAGGCCAUCCAAUAGACUUGUAGACCAUGAAUGGCAUGAAAGAAUGAAGGACGUAAUGUGGGAUCCUGAAAAGUUUAUCAGGGCUCCAGGGGGAUGUUCAAGUAAUGUUGCUGUGGCUCUUGCGAGUUUGGGAGGUAAAGUUGCCUUCAUGGGGAAACUUGGUGAUGACGAUUUUGGUCAGUCCUUGGUAUAUUUUAUGAACAUCAACAAAGUUCAAACACGAUCAGUUCGCCUUGACAGUAAAAGAGCAACUGCCAUUACACAUAUGAAGAUAGGUAAGAGAGGGGGCUUGAGGAUGACUACCACCAAACCAUGUGCUGAGGAUUCUUUAUUGAAGUCUGAGAUCAAUAUAGAUGUACUUAAGGAGGCAAAAAUGUUUUACUUCAAUACAUUCUCGUUGCUUGACCCAAAUAUGAGAUUAACCACAUUGCGGGCAACAAAGAUUUCGAAGAAGCUCGGAGGAGUUGUCUUUUAUGAUCUCAACCUUCCAUCUCCACUAUGGGAAUCAGGUGAAAAAGCCAAAACAUUCAUACAAAAAGCAUGGAAUCUUGCAGAUAUCAUAGAGGUCACGAAACAAGAGUUAGAGUUUCUCUGUGGAAUAGAACCCUCCGAGAAGUUUGACACCAAGGAUAAUGACAGGUCUAAGUUCACUCACUAUCCACCAGAAGUUAUUGCUCCACUUUGGCAUGAAAAUUUAAAGAUUUUGUUCGUGACUAAUGGGACUUCUAAGAUUCAUUACUACACCAAGGAGCAUAAUGGUUCUGUUCUAGGGUUGGAAGAUGUGCCUCUUAGCCCUUAUACUUCUGAUAUGUCUGCAUCUGGAGAUGGCAUUAUUGCAGGUAUCAUUAGAAUGCUGACAGUUCAGCCUCAUCUUAUGACCGAUAAAGAUUACUUGGAACGAACUUUGAAGUAUGCUAUUAGCUGUGGUGUAGUAGAUCAAUGGCUACAGGCGAGGAGAUUAGGGUAUCCACCUAAAGAAGGUAUGGAAGAUGACGUGGUCCCAGACGACCAUGGCAUAAGGUCAGUAACAGAGAGGGAAUACAGAACACUAGUUCCUGUAAGUUGAUGGUUUAUAUGCCUUGUAGCCCAUUAUGCUUGUGUUGCCAUGAAAUGCUAGAUGCUCUGUCUCCCUUGGAAAGUUGAAAGUCUUGGUGUUGGAAAUGAUUCUUUCUGGCAUCACUGUGAUUGUAGCUGUAACUGCUCUCUUACACGAUCUUUUUUGAGUUUUGGAACAUCGUGGUAUCGGAGAAAUCAUACAGAGGGAAACACUUCACUAAUUCCAUAUUCCCUAGGCUUUCUUAAUGUAAUAUUUGUACUAUUUUUUGACAUAUUGGAGAAAUUUAGAUCAUUUACCAGCAUAAAAUGCAUUGCAUUUGUUGUAUACCAUCGACCAAUAUCAUGUCAUCUCCUUUUUGUUA
Messenger RNA from Solanum pennellii, 2447 nucleotides. RefSeq names its product fructokinase-like 2, chloroplastic. The coding region runs from base 158 to 2095 and encodes 645 amino acids. The record is from RefSeq and is a predicted model, not a curated record. The transcript has 5 exons. Gene Ontology annotation, cellular component: chloroplast nucleoid. Lineage: Eukaryota; Viridiplantae; Streptophyta; Magnoliopsida; Solanales; Solanaceae. Gene Ontology annotation, biological process: chloroplast organization; etioplast organization; plastid transcription.